Molecule: messenger RNA, 6444 nt
Organism: Pan troglodytes (chimpanzee)
Lineage: Eukaryota; Metazoa; Chordata; Mammalia; Primates; Hominidae
Gene: SEMA4F
Product: ssemaphorin 4F
Exons: 15
Coding region: 235-2109 (624 amino acids)
Biological process (GO): semaphorin-plexin signaling pathway; neural crest cell migration; axon guidance
Cellular component (GO): plasma membrane
Molecular function (GO): chemorepellent activity; semaphorin receptor binding
Source: RefSeq, a predicted model, not a curated record
AGGCCUCUCCUCCCCUCAGCCCCGCCUUCAGUCAAUCCCGAUUGGCUGGAGGAAGAAGGAGGCCCGACCAUUGGCCCCUUUUUGAGGGGGCGGAGCCGGGCGGUGUUUCAUCCCUCAGCCUCAGGCUGAGCCGGACCGAGCCGAGAGGACCCGAGUGGGGCCGAGGCCAGUAGCCAAGGGGCCCUGAGUAGAGGCCGUAGCUUGCGCCGCACCCGCGGCCAGGCGGAGCCAAAGAUGCCGGCCUCUGCUGCGCGGCCCCUCCCGGGUCCCGGGCAGCUUACAGCCUCGCCCUUCCCGCUACUGCUGCUGGCGGUGCUGAGCGGCCCGGUAUCCGGCCGCGUCCCCCGCUCGGUGCCCAGAACCUCGCUUCCCAUCUCUGAGGCUGACUCCUGUCUCACCCGGUUCGCAGUCCCUCACACAUACAAUUACUCUGUUCUCCUUGUGGAUCCUGCCUCCCACACACUUUAUGUUGGCGCCCGGGACACCAUCUUCGCUUUAUCCCUGCCCUUCUCAGGGGAGAGACCCCGCAGGAUUGACUGGAUGGUUCCUGAGGCUCACAGACAGAACUGUAGGAAGAAAGGCAAGAAAGAGGACGAAUGUCACAAUUUUGUCCAGAUUCUCGCCAUUGCCAAUGCCUCUCACCUCCUCACUUGUGGCACCUUCGCUUUUGAUCCGAAGUGCGGGGUUAUUGACGUGUCCAGGUUCCAGCAGGUUGAAAGACUUGAGAGUGGCCGGGGGAAAUGUCCUUUUGAGCCAGCUCAGCGGUCAGCAGCUGUAAUGGCUGGGGGGGUCCUCUAUGCUGCCACUGUGAAAAACUACCUGGGGACGGAGCCAAUUAUCACCCGAGCAGUGGGUCGUGCCGAGGACUGGAUUCGGACAGACACCUUGCCUUCCUGGCUGAACGCCCCAGCCUUUGUCGCAGCCGUGGCCUUGAGCCCAGCCGAAUGGGGGGAUGAAGAUGGAGACGACGAAAUCUACUUCUUCUUUACGGAGACUUCCCGAGCAUUUGACUCAUACGAGCGCAUUAAAGUCCCACGGGUGGCCCGUGUGUGUGCGGGGGACCUCGGGGGCCGGAAGACCCUCCAGCAGAGAUGGACGACGUUUUUGAAAGCUGACCUGCUCUGUCCAGGGCCUGAGCAUGGCCGGGCCUCCAGCGUCCUGCAGGAUGUUGCUGUGCUUCGACCUGAGCUUGGGGCAGGGACUCCCAUCUUUUAUGGCAUCUUUUCUUCCCAGUGGGAGGGGGCUACUAUCUCUGCUGUCUGUGCCUUCCGACCACAAGACAUUCGGACAGUGCUGAAUGGUCCCUUCAGAGAACUAAAACAUGACUGCAACAGAGGACUGCCUGUCGUGGACAAUGAUGUGCCCCAGCCCAGACCUGGAGAGUGCAUCACCAACAACAUGAAGCUCCGGCACUUUGGGUCAUCUCUCUCCCUGCCUGACCGCGUACUCACCUUCAUCCGGGACCACCCACUCAUGGACAGGCCAGUGUUUCCAGCUGAUGGCCACCCCCUGCUGGUCACUACAGAUACAGCCUAUCUCAGAGUCGUGGCCCACAGGGUGACCAGCCUCUCAGGGAAAGAGUAUGAUGUGCUCUACCUGGGGACAGAGGAUGGACACCUCCACCGAGCAGUGCGGAUCGGAGCUCAACUCAGCGUUCUUGAAGAUCUGGCCUUAUUCCCAGAGCCACAGCCAGUUGAGAACAUGAAAUUGUACCACAGCUGGCUCCUGGUUGGCUCCCGUACUGAGGUGACACAAGUGAAUACAACCAACUGUGGCCGUCUCCAGAGCUGCUCAGAGUGCAUCCUGGCCCAGGACCCAGUCUGUGCCUGGAGCUUCCGGCUAGAUGAGUGUGUGGCCCAUGCCGGGGAGCACCGAGGGUUGGUCCAAGACAUAGAGUCAGCAGAUGUCUCCUCUUUGUGUCCUAAAGAGCCUGGAGAACGUCCAGUAGUGUUUGAAGUUCCCGUGGCUACAGCUGCGCAUGUGGUCUUGCCAUGUUCUCCAAGCUCAGCAUGGGCAUCCUGUGUGUGGCACCAGCCCAGUGGAGUGACUGCACUCACCCCCCGGCGGGAUGGACUGGAGGUAAACGUCCUUGGAAAAAAGGGAAUAUGAACCUACAGGAUUCCAGUCAACAAAAUAAGCUGUCCACAUGCUACCUCUACGAAGGUUUGUAAUACAGCUGUCAUUAAGAUCUUUGCUAGGUAAGUUCUUAUUCUACUUUGGGUAUUUAUUGUGUUACUAGCCACGGCAGGCUUUGCUAUGAUGCGAUAACAACCCCACAAUUUUAGUGGCUUAAAACAUUUGUUACUCAUGCCGUAUGUCUAUCCUUGGUAGUCACUCAGGAACCAAGGCUCAGGGAGGCUCCAUCUUGACAUAAGCUUCCAUGAUUGUAGAGAAAGGAAAAGGGAACUUGGCUAACCAUAGGUAGGCACCUAAAGUUUUUGUCUAGAAGUAACAUGCAUGAUCACAUUUCAAUGAUCAAGCCACGUGACUAUGCAAGUUCAAGCAGAUGGAGAAGGGCUAUGAUAGCCUUCUGCUCAGACCACAGUACUAAGCAUUUGUGCCUAAAGUAUGGCCACAGGGUCAGCGCGGUGGCUCACAUUUGUAAUCCCAGCACUUUGGGAGGCCAAGGCAGGCAGAUCACUUGAGCCCAGGAGUUCCAGAGCAGGCAGGGCAAAAUGACGGAAUCCUGUCUCUCAAAAAAUACAAAAGUUAGCUCGGGAUGGUGGCGCAUGCCUGUAGUCCCAGCUACUUUAGGAGGCUGAGGCGAGAGGAUGGAUUAAGCCUGUGAGCCUGGGAGGUGGAGGCUGAAGUGAGCCAUGAUCGUGCCACUGCACUCCAGCAUGGGUGACAGAGUGAGACCUUGUCUCAAACAAAAACAAAAACAAAAAUUAUGGCCUCAGACCCUUUGCUAGGACCAAGAGCUGCUGAUGUCCUCUUUGUUUCUUUUUUGAAGGGAAACAUAUACUAAAUCUUUGCACUCAUAAUCUCACUCAUCCCUCCUAUUGAGCACCUGCUACUUCCUCUCCUUUCUUCUGUCUCCAUGGAGUACAGUGAAUUUCCUCUUAGAGAAAUGGCGACUGGAUAUUUUUAAAAAUACCUGGGUAAGAAGGGCUGCUGAAUUAGAGAGGACUCAUGGUGACAGGGUUCAGUAAAAAGAGAAACUUAGUGUCUCACUUAGUAGGAAAGAUAAGGAGUAGUUAUUCCCCCAGGAUUGCAAGAAGGGCCUCAGGAACUGAGGCCUUAGCCACUGGAAUCAGUGUUAAUGCCACCAGGAUUAUUUUUCUUCCAUUAGUCUGUCAUCUCUGCAUGUUCUGCUUGCUGGAAAUGGACAUAUUCCUAGAACUAGGAAAGAUGGUUGCCAUCUUUCCUUCACAUUCUCUCAGCUCUGUAGGGUAGGGACAAGACUUCUUCUUUAGCUCCAAUCCGGGAAUCCCAGGGAAGGACUCUGAUUGGCUCAGCUUAGAUCACAUGCCCACACUGAACCAAUGACUGUGUCCAAGGAAAUGGGAUACUAUGAUUCGUCAGGCCUGAGUCAAGUCCGUGCCCAGGGAGGACAGGAUUAAAUUGUCAGAAGGAGGGACAUGGUUAAGUUGGCUGGGCAAAUAAAAACCACAAUUACUGUAAUUUACUAUAGCUGUCUUAGAGUUAGAUAUAGACAGUGACCUUUGAAAACUAAAUAAGAUCGGAGAAAAUUUUUGCAACCUAUCCAUCUGACAAAGGGCGAAUAUCCAGGAUCUACAAAGAACUUAAACAAAUCUACAAGAAAAAAAUAACCCCACCAAAAAGUGAGCAAAGGAUAUGAACAGACCCUUCUCAAAAGAAGACAUUUAUGCAGCCAACAGACACAGGAAAAAAUGCUUAUCAUUACUGGUCAUCAGAGAAAUGCAAAUCAAAACCACAAUGAGAUACCAUCUCAGGCCAGUUAGAAUGGUGAUCAUUAAAAAGUCAGGAAACAACAGAUGCUGGAGAGGAUGUGGAGAAAUAGGAAUGCUUUUUUUUCCUUUUUUUUUUUUUGAGACAGAGUCUUGCUGUGUCACCCAGGCAGGAGUGCAGUGGCAUGAUCUCAGCUCACUGCAAACUCUGCCUCCCGGGUUCACACCAUUCUCCUGGCUUAGCCUCCCGAGUAGCUGGGACUAUAGGCGCCUAUCACCAUGCCCAGCUAAUUUUUUGUAUUUUUAGUAGAGACGGGGUUUCACCGUGUUAGUCAGGAUGGUCUCAAUCUCCUGAUCUCGUGAUCCGCCCGCCUCGGCCUCCCAAAGUGCUGGGAUUACAGGUGUGAGCCACCAUGCCCGGCCAAGAAAUAGGAACACUUUUACACGGUUAGUGGGAGUGUAAAUUAGUUCCACCAUUGUGGAAGACAGUGUGGGGAUUCCUCAAGGAUCUAGAACUAGAAGUACCAUUUGACCCAGCCAUCCCAUUACUGGGUAUAUACCCAAAGAAUUAUAAAUCAUGCUACUAUAAAGACACAUGCACAUGUAUGUUUAUUGUGGCACUAUUCACAAUAGCAAAGACUUGGAGCCAACCCAAAUGUCCAUCAGUGAUAGACUGGAUUAAGGAAAUGUGGCACAUAUACACCAUGGAAUACUGUGCAGCCAUAAAAAGAAUGAGUUCAUGUCCUUUGCAGAGAUAUGGAUGAAGCUGGAAACCAUCAUUCUGAGCAAGCUAUCACAAGGACAGAAAACCAAACACUGCAUGUUCUCACUCAUAAGUGGGAGUUGAACAAUGAGAAUACAUGCACACAGGGCGGGGAACAUCACACACUGGGGCCUGUUGGGGGGUGGGGGGCUGAGGGUGGAAUAACAUUAGGAGAAAUACCUAAUGUAAAAAUGACGAGUUGAUGGGUGCAGCAAACCAACAUGCACCCUAGAACUUAAAGUAUAAUUUAAAAAAAAAAAGAAGAAAAGAAAACUAAAUAAGAUAAUGUUGUUCCUUCCAAAUGAAAACCUUCCUAUCACUUCCCGUUACAAUUAGAAUGAAAUCCAAAUCCUCUGUUCUGAUUUACAGAGCCUUACAUGUUAGGACCUCUGUCCAUCUAUCUAAACUAUUUUUACUUUCCCCUCAUUCAGGAGCAACAGCCACACCAACCUUCAUUCAGCUUUCUAGAUACACCAAGCUUGUUCCCAACUAGGGAGAACUUGUUGUUUCCCCUGAUCUUUGCAAGUCCUUCUCGGCAGUCAGGCUUUACCUUAAACAUUGCCUCCAUAAAGAGGCCCACCCUGAUUACUCUGUAUAAAGUAGCUCCCAGUUACUUCCUAUCACAUCCUCCUAUAUUAAUUCUCAGCAUAGCAUAUCAUCAAUUUGUAUUUUCUUGUUUGCUUAGUUUAAUUAUUUUCCUUCUUGUUAGAUUGCAAACUGCAUGAAAGCCUGAACUAUGGCUUUUUUGUUCACUGUUGUAUCCCCAGUGCUUAGAACAGUGAACAGUGCCUGACACAUAGUAGAUGCUCAAUAUUUAUUGAGUGAAUGAAUAUGGCCAUUGCCGAGCUGACCCUCUGGGUAAUGGAAAGAACGCAGGUCCUGCUGAGAGGCCAACACCAUCCACUGGUCAGUACUCCUAUAGGAGGCCACUUAGCUCCCAGCUCCUGUGGUUCUGCAGUACCAAGUGGCAGCCCCUGGAAUCCUCUGCUCAUAGACUCAUGGUUUUCAAGGGAUAGCUUUAGGGUGUCCUUCUCCUAGACCUCAAACGACCUCUCCCUGUCUGUGUUCUGAACUCCAUCCUGGACCCUUCUUUGCUUUGGGCCCUAAUUUGUGUCUGGUUGUCCACAGGUAGGUCCUCUCUGCUCUUUCUUUCAGAGUGAAAGAAUCAAAGUAUCCCUGGAAGGCACAACACCACUUUGCAAGCAUAAAUUCCCUAAUCAUAGUUGCCCUUAAUAAUAAUAAUAAUGCCCUAAAAUAUAAUCAUCUGCUAGAUAUGAUGUGGGCAUUGAGCUAAACAUUUUUUACAUCAAACUCAAUCUCAGAAAGACUGGUGUUGUUAGCCACAUUGUCGGCCAGUGAAACUGAGGCUCGAAGGAGAAAUAACUUGCUCAGGUCAUACAGUUAGUUUGUAGCUGAGUUGUGACUAAAACCCAGGUCUCUCGGAUUCCAAAGCUUGUGCUCAGAACCCCUGCAGUGUACAAAGUACCCAAAUAGUGCCCAUUACAGAGCAACUUCCAAGAACUGGGUCUUGCCUUCCUAGAGUGGAGUGGUGUUUCCUCCUUCACUCAUUGUUCAUUUCAUAUAUAUAAAACAGAACAUGAUCAUAUUUCAAUACAUAACUUCUGUACAACCAAAAAUUAAAACACCACAUUAAAAUAAAUGAGAAAAACAUGGUAUUUCAUUUGCAAUACUUGAAAAAAUGUUAACAUUCUUAAUCAUAAAUGAGCUUUUAGAAAUCAGUAACAAAGAGACUAACAUUACAAGGGAAAUGAAAAUAAAAGAAACAGGAAAAUGAAAUAACACAAAUGA